Molecule: messenger RNA, 2723 nt
Organism: Paramormyrops kingsleyae
Lineage: Eukaryota; Metazoa; Chordata; Actinopteri; Osteoglossiformes; Mormyridae
Gene: nuf2
Product: UF2 component of NDC80 kinetochore complex
Biological process (GO): attachment of mitotic spindle microtubules to kinetochore; kinetochore organization; meiotic chromosome segregation
Cellular component (GO): kinetochore; Ndc80 complex
Molecular function (GO): protein-containing complex binding
Source: RefSeq, a predicted model, not a curated record
GACUGUUUUGCCUCCCAAACUGUAGGGGGCAGCCGCUUUGCAUCUAAGUAGUUGGCACGUGAGACACUGAAGAAGACGACGCGCCAGAUUCAAAAAUACAUCGGUUAUAGCUAAAGAAGGACCAUGUCGGAAAAUACUUUCCCAAUUUUUAAAAUUGAUGCUGUCGUGGCGUAUAUCCGGAGUGAUGUUUUGACCGGCCAAGAGGCAAAACACUUUACCAAAAGUGACAUAACUCCGAUACCAAAGCCAGACGUCAUCCGGACACUCUACAUGCGGAUUUUGCAGCUCUUAUAUCGCCUCGGCCCUGAAUGUUAUUACGUGGUGCCGUUGGAUGAAAAUAUGCAGUUCCCCUUGUUACUGGAGAUGGGCACGCCUAUAAUGAGUCUUUAUGUGCGAAUGUGUCAAUUUCUGCCAACAUGUUUUGUGUAUGACUUUCAGAUAAAUGAUCUGCUCAAUCCAAAAGCAAAACGGACUAUUUACAUUUUGAGUGGCAUCUUAAAUUUUCUAAAAUUCAGAAACCUGAGGAUUGAGAUGACAGCGGAGUACCAGCAGACUUUCAGAGCGGACCUAGAUAAACAGCAGGCCUACACCAAGGGAAUAAAAGAUGGUGAGAAGAUGACUGAGAAGCUAACGACAAUCCCCCCGGAGCAGCAGGUCGAGGCCAAGGAACUGGCGGCUGCCCUGUCUGACCUCCAGAACACCACCACCCACGCCUGCCAGGAAGCGAAUACGAUCAACCAACAGGUUGCAGAAUGGAAAGCGGAGAUCGCAGAGAGGUCACAGAAACUGACCCAGAGGAAGGUGGAUGUGACCACGCUGAAGGAGAACAUAGGGAAACUGAAGGCCCAGAUCGUGGAGUCACCGGAGGAGCUUAAGAGCGAAAUGGAGAAAAUGAAAGAGAAAGUGAAGGCGAUCAAAAACUCAAAAGAAAACGUGAAUGCCAGAGUGGUGGAGUGGCAGAUCAAGGUGCAGGCAGAGACCCAGAGCAAGGCUGAGUUCCAGCACUUUAACAAACUGCUGCGGGACCUCGGGGCGGGCAUGGAGAAGAUGAAGAGCCAGCAGGAAGAGAUCCAGGUGCUGGAAGCUCACUGUGAGGCCAUGGAGAAGGAGAUGAAGAACCUAGGUAAUGAAAAGGGCGAGCUGAAGUGGGCCCUCGAGAGGAAGAUGGACAAGCUGACCAAGCAGCAGAUCAGAAGGCAGAGGAAGAGGGAGAUGAAGGACCAGCACGUUCAGAACUUCAUGGGCGAAUGUCUCCAGGUAAAUCAGAAACGAGAGGAAAUCGUGGAUCAGAUACAGGACAUCAGCCGAGAGACGCAGCACAUCAAGGCGACCAUCCAGGGUCUGAGAGAUGUGUGUAACCUGGAUACAGACAAGGCCCAGGCUAUCUACGAUCGUCUGCUGUCUUCCCUGGACCAGUAUCACAAGAGGAUUGAAAGCCACAUUGUCCAGGGGAAUGAGGACAUCAUGAAAAUGAAAGCACAUUACUAAGCAGCUUCUUUAUUUCCGCUUCUUGUAUUUGUCUCCUGUCUUCUGUACUCUUGCUUUAUUAUCCUCAACACUGUUUGGGUUAUCACUCUUACUCUGUUUUAAUGUCUUUCAUGCUUUGGUUGCUGGAAAACUCACAAUGGAAAACAAAUUGAAUACAGUGCACUUGUUUCAAGGCAAGUUACCAUUUGGUCAGAGACUUAUUUCUGCAUUCUGAGGUGAGGCAUUCAUUGUCGGAAGCAUCGUCCACAUUCCUUAGACUAGCAGCCAGUUCUGUGUGUGUAAUGAACCCUCACUGCUUUGCCUUCUGAUAGGGACACAUUAUGGUUUUAUGGGAAUGAUUCUUCACUCUGUUGAAAAAUCUAGAUAAAAUACAUAAAUCACAAGUUAGCUAAGAAACUGUCGCUAACUGCUUAAAUUAGAUGGUUUUGAUUAGAUGCUUCACAAAAUUAGAUAAUUGUGCAAUAGUCAGUAAUACCAUUAUUAUUUAAAUAUUUCAGUACAAUUUUGGUUAGUAAGUUAUAAAUAUAGAAUAGACAGGAAAACUAUGGGCCACUAACACCAAAUAACAUGACUAUUAGUACCGCAAACAUUUUAGCUGGUGUAGUGUAAUACAGGCCAGUUGUAGUAAACCAUGAUUACUCCAUGAUCUGCUUUGAAGUGUGUAAUAACUACAAACAUUUAUUACCCCCCCCCCUCCAUUAAUCUAAUUUUUUUUUUUUACUGACUUGCUUAAACUGUGCUUCUAAUGUAUUUCUACACUGGCCACAUGGUGGCAGCAAAGUAAACGCUUUUGUCAAGUGACAGCAUGUGUCAGUAGGAUCAAGAUAUUUGCCAAUCCCUCUCCCCCACUCAGAAACGGUGAUAAGAAUGAACUAAAAUGAACGAGGUAAAAUAAGUCUAUGAAACAGGAAUGGCAUUUCGUUUUUCAGCUGGACUUUGGUUCAGUGUCCUAGGUAGUGUCUAGUGUGCAAACAGAUUUUUUUUACUUCCUUUCCCUGUCUGGUUUCUGUAAGUCCCCAGGGCAAACCACUGCAGUGUUGGCACUUGUUUGUAUAAACAUCCUUGUGUUCUCAGGGGCUUGUGACUGGGGAAUUUUUUGAGCUGAAACUUGAGGUUAAAUAUUUAAAUAAUAAACAUUUCCAAGCAUGUAUCAACUAUUCCUGGACAGAAAACAGAAUUAGUCGUCUAAAUGGACUUUGUCCACAAUUGAGUAAUAAAACCAAGAUGUCAUUUUG